Molecule: messenger RNA, 1506 nt
Organism: Adineta ricciae
Lineage: Eukaryota; Metazoa; Rotifera; Eurotatoria; Adinetida; Adinetidae
Source: the annotation of a GenBank genome assembly
AUGUCAUCCACCGAUUCCAAUCCACCAAAACUUGAUAUCAAAUAUACACAGAUCUUUAUCAACAAUGACUGGCACAAAGCAGUCAAAGGAAAAACAUUUCCCGUCAUCAAUCCAAGCACAGGCGAAGAAAUCUGUCAAGUAGAAGAAGCUACCAGAGCUGAUGUUGACAAAGCUGUAGAAGCUGCUCGCAAGGCUUUCGAUGUAGAAUCGCCAUGGCGUAAACUAGAGCCAGCUGCACGUGGUAAUCUGAUGCGCAAGUUUGCACAACUACUUCGCCGUGACAUCGAUUAUUUAUCGAAAUUGGAAACACUCAACAACGGUAAACCUGUAGGAAAUAGUGAAGGCGACAUUUACUCGGCAGCUAACUGUAUCGACUAUUAUGCUGGAUGGACCGAUAAAAUUGUUGGUGAGACGAUUCCAGGAGCACAUGAUCAAGUGAUUUUCACUCGUCAUGAGCCAAUCGGUGUAUGUGGUCAAAUCAUUCCAUGGAAUUUCCCGAUAGCCAUGAUGGCUUGGAAAUUGGGUCCAGCUUUGGCAUGCGGUAAUGUCAUUAUCCUGAAACCAGCUGAACAAACUCCGCUUACUGCACUCUAUUGUGCUUCCCUUAUUAAAGAAGCUGGCUUUCCUCCAGGCGUGGUUAAUAUCAUUCCAGGCGAUGGCCCUGAAUGUGGUCAUGCUAUUGCAGCUCAUGAACAUAUUGAUAAAGUAGCAUUCACUGGCUCGGUUGAAGUUGGUAAAAAAGUGCAAGAAGCUGCAGCUAAAUCGAAUCUCAAACGCGUUUCACUUGAACUAGGUGGAAAAUCACCCUUGAUCAUUUGUGAAGAUGCCGACAUUGACUAUGCUGCUGAAGUCGCUCAUAUGGCACUCUUCUUCAAUGCCGCUCAAACAUGUACUGCCGCUUCUCGUACAUAUGUUCAUGCGAAGAUCUAUGAUAAGUUCAUUGCUAAAAGUAUUGAACUAGCCCAACAACGUAUUGUCGGUGAUCCAUUUGACUCUAAUACCGUACAAGGUCCACAGAUUAAUGAAAGUCAAUUCGACAAGAUAUUAGGUUACAUCGAAUCCGGUAAGAAAGACGGUGCCAAAUUGGAAUGCGGUGGUGAACGCGCUGGUAGCAAGGGUUAUUUUAUCAAGCCUACGAUCUUCAGUGAUGUCAAAGAUGACAUGCAAAUCGCUCGUGAAGAAAUCUUUGGACCUAUAAUGUCAGUACUAAAAUUUGACUCGUAUGAUGACGUUAUCAAACGAGCUAAUGAUUCCACCUUUGGUUUAGCAGCUGGUGUCAUAACAAACGAUUUGACACGUAGCAUGAUGUUCGCCCAAAGAUUACAGGCUGGAACGGUGUGGGUAAAUACCUAUCAUAGUGUAAGCAACCAAGCUCCAUUCGGUGGCUUCAAACAAUCCGGACAUGGCCGUGAACUGGGCAAAUACGGUCUUGAAUCAUACUACGAAGUGAAAACAGUUGUUGUCAAACUCUUUUGUGACCUGUAUAACCGAAAAGCUGAGGAAUAG